UCUGUACGUGUUUACAGAGCAUCCUGUAGCAGUACUGAGCCAGGAGAAGAUGGAGCUGGAGCCAGGCCAGACUCUCUCAGUGUCCUGUAACGUCUCAGGACACCCUAUGCCCGCGCUGCAGUGGGUCAGGAAGACCAACAAUGACCACCUGCUAACAGUGGACACUGGUGGAGGUCGAGUGAGAAUGGAGAAUGGCUAUGUCCUGGUCGUUGACAAUGUGAAUCCCUCAGAUGGAGGGCUGUACAGCUGCAUGGCUAUCAGUCCUGCUGGCAACACCUCCACAGACUUCAGCCUGCAGACCUGGCCAGGUAAAGCAUCCCAGGUAAGUGGCACCCCAGGGCCCACAUCGGUCCACUUCACCCUGGGGGCUUCCCUGGUGGACGGGGGCUCUCCCAUCACCCACUUCACCCUCCAGUGGAAGACAGGACGUGAGAACAAUUGGCAGGAGAGAGUCAUCCAGUCCACAGACCCCCUGGUUAUCACAGAUCUGAUACCCUACACCUCCUACUCUGUCCGGUUUGCCCCUCGGAACCACCUGGGUCAGGGCGGCUUCUCAGACGAGCUCACAGUCCGCACACAGGGCAUACGGGAACCAGACAGCCCGGUCCUGGUGGCCAGCGAGGGGAAGUUUGAGGGCAAUAUGUUCUCAAUCCCUUUAACACAGUUGGACCAUGGAGGCUCCCCCAUUAUCCACUACAUUGUCCGUUACAGAGUGAAUAAGAUGGACGAGGACUGGAGGGUGAAGGACCUGCCGUCCAACAUGACAGUGAUCAACCUCCAUGACCUGCAGUGUAACUCAGACUACCACAUGGAGGUGCUAGCCGUCAACUCCUACGGCUCCUCCAGCCCAGCCAAGCUGAACUUCAAUGUCCCACAACCUGUAGCCAAGAUGAACAAGGGUGGGAUGGGGAAAGGGGCCGUGGCAGGUAUUGUCAUGCUCAUCUUUUUGGUGCUACUGAUUGCUGUGGAUGCCACCUGUUGCUAUACCAACCACUGCGGCAUGCUGAUGUUCCUGGCUGUCAAGCUGUUUGGGCAGAAGGUCCCUGGGAUUAAGACUGUGGAAGAGGGUGACGGCACCUGUAAUGGGAAAAGGUCCCCCAUUGGAGGUCCUGCCACAGAGGUCUGAGUUACUGAACAGGAAGUGGGAUCCUAGUAUCUGAAGAAUGGAACCUGUAAAUGCCAAAGUAGAAAGGAGGAAGUAUUGUGAGUUGGGGGACUUAGUUAAAUGUUUUUGGAGAGUUCCCAGGACAGUCCAAGUUCAGAAAGGAUAAGGAUUCGGAAAGUUAUCUGUGAAUUGUAAAGUCUAACAUCAACAGAUGGUUGUAAUUUCAUCCAGCCCUGUGUGUUAAGUGUUAUAUUUCCUUUAUAUUGCAGUACCUUCUUGUUAUAUUUCAGUAAAUUAAGGCGGCUGUAAUUUGUCAGGGAGACCUUCGUAGUUCAUUCAUUAAAUCAUAACUCAUUAUUUAUUGAAGUUU
Oncorhynchus gorbuscha (pink salmon) is the source of this 1475-nucleotide messenger RNA. Its product is annotated as neural cell adhesion molecule 1-like. Gene Ontology annotation, molecular function: protein binding. Lineage: Eukaryota; Metazoa; Chordata; Actinopteri; Salmoniformes; Salmonidae. Bases 50 to 1126 code for a protein of 358 amino acids. The record is from RefSeq and is a predicted model, not a curated record. Gene Ontology annotation, biological process: cell-cell adhesion. The transcript has 8 exons.